Molecule: messenger RNA, 2361 nt
Organism: Penicillium malachiteum
Lineage: Eukaryota; Fungi; Ascomycota; Eurotiomycetes; Eurotiales; Aspergillaceae
Gene: optB
Product: small oligopeptide transporter, OPT family
Exons: 3
Coding region: 1-2361 (786 amino acids)
Biological process (GO): transmembrane transport
Molecular function (GO): oligopeptide transmembrane transporter activity
Source: RefSeq, a predicted model, not a curated record
AUGGACGACAUCACCCACGAUGCCGAAUUCAGACCUGAUAUGAACCAUUAUCCUUUGAAAAUCAUGGAGGGAAAAGAAGAGCCCACUGAACAUCAUGUUUCUGAUAUUGUAGCUGGCGGGAAAGCUUCCGAUGAAUUGGAGCAACAGCUCCAUGACUUACAGCAGCACCAUCACUGGGACCUCAACUUACCCGACGAUGUAAUUGAUGAGGUUCAAGACGCGUUGACCACAACAGAUUCACAAAACCGAGCUCAAUUGGCUUAUGCUCUUUUGGACAACUCUCCUUAUCCUGAAGUACGCGCUGCCGUUCUCAAUAUCGAUGAAGGAGGUCAUAGCAACACCAUUCGUGCCUGGAUUCUUGGGCUUAUCUUUACCACCAUUGUGUCCGCACUGAACGCACUAUUCUAUUUGCGCCAACCUUAUAUCAUUAUUCCGAUUUACAUUGUUCAGGUCCUUGUGUACCCCAUUGGCAAAGCCUGGGAGAAAUGGAUUCCGAGCAAGGAGUUCAGCUUCUUUGGCAUCAAGUGCAACACGAACCCAGGUCGGUUCAGCAAGAAGGAACAUGUCAUUGCUGUCAUCAUGGCGAAUGCCAGUUUCGGUAAUGGGCCUGCCUAUGCUACUGAUGUCAUUGUGGCACAACGGAAAUUUUAUGGUCAGCGCUGGGGCUGGGCAUUUGAGCUCCUGUUGUGCAUCAGCAAUCAAAUGCUUGGGUUCGGUUUAUCAGGGUUCUUCAGUAAAUACCUGGUAGACCCUGCAGCCAUGAUCUGGCCAACAAAUCUUGUGAAUACCUCACUUUUCAAUGCAUUGCAUGACCACUCAGAAAGUGAUCCGCGUAUGGCCUCAGGGUGGAAGAUCGGUCGAUACCGACUAUUUCUCUGGGUGAUGCUGGGAUCAUUUUGCUGGUAUUGGUUCCCAGGCUACAUCGCACCGUUUCUCAGUAUCUUUGCCUGGGUAACUUGGAUCAAGCCUGAGAGUGUGGUCAUCAACCAGCUUUUUGGGGGCAUGACAGGGCUUUCGCUGAUUCCAAUGACAUUUGACUGGACACAGAUCUCCGGAUUCAACUUCUCGCCUCUCAUUGCACCUUGGCAUGCGAUUGCGAACACGCUGAUUGGGAUGGUUCUAUGGUUCUGGAUUGUGACCCCUGCCAUUCAUUACUCGGGCUUAUUCAACGCUGAAUACCUUCCCAUCAUGGAUUCAAGCAUUCGUGACAAUACGGGUCAUAGGUACAAUGUCUCUAAGAUUAUUACGCCGGAAUUCGUAUUGGAUACGCAGAAGUAUGAAAGCUAUUCGCCGUUGUUCCUUCCAACCGCGUACAUGGUGAACUACGGGCUCGGCUUUGCUGGCAUCGUAGCCGUACUUGUUCAUUGUGGCCUCUUCCACGGCCCAGAUAUCUGGUUCCGGUUCCGCCAUGUCGGCCGUGAGGCAGAAGAUGUGCACAGCCGACUAAUGGCACGAUUCAAGCCCAUUCCGCUUUGGUGGUAUGGCACAGUCACUUUGGUCAUGUUGGGGGUGGGACUUGGUCUAACCCAGGGUUAUGACACUCAUUUGACUUGGUGGGCCUUUUUCCUUGCAAUUUUUAUCUCGAUUGUGUGGUGGCUUCCUCUUGCGAUUAUCUAUGCAACUACCAACAUAUCUAUUGGGUUAAACCUUAUCACUGAGUUCAUCUUUGGCUUUAUGCAGCCUGGGAGGCCAAUGGGCCACUACAUGAAGGUCCCUCCACGUGUUACCUUCGCUGCGCAGAUGGUCGCCUGCUUUUGGGCGUCGUUUGUCCAAAUUGCAACGACUAAUUGGGCCCUGGGGACAAUCAAAGAUAUCUGCACCCUCCAACAGGAAAAUCACUACACCUGUCCCAACGGUCGGGUCUUCUUCAAUGCCUCCGUAAUUUGGGGACUGAUUGGACCCAAGCACAUGCUCUCCAGAGGUCAGAUUUAUUUUUCGUUGGUGUAUUUCUGGGUUGCCGGCAUUGUCUUCCCCGUUGCACUCUACAUUGGAGCCCGCAUGUUCCCACGCAGUCCAAUUCGGUACAUCUCUGCGCCCAUAAUCUUUUCUGGCGCAAACUUGAUGCCACCCGCUACUCCACUGAACUAUUUCUCCUGGGGAAUUUUUGGCUUUAUCUUCAACAAGUUUAUCCGAAACCAUUACCGAGGCUGGUGGAUGACUUACAACUACAUCGUAUCUGCCGGAUUGGAUAUUGGUCUCACAAUCGGUACAAUCGUGAUCUUCUUGACCCUCACCUUGACCAAUACCGAGUUUCCAAGUUGGUGGGGCACCAGAAUUGCAUCAGGGACUUUGGAUACCACCGGCCAAGCCAUCCAGAAGAUUCCCGCUCCAGGUGAAACGUUUGGCCCUUCCAAGUGGUGA